Messenger RNA from Trichoplax adhaerens, 849 nucleotides. RefSeq lists its product as uncharacterized. Bases 1 to 849 code for a protein of 282 amino acids. The transcript is spliced from 2 exons. The record is from RefSeq and is a predicted model, not a curated record. NCBI's taxonomy places the organism in Eukaryota, Metazoa, Placozoa, Uniplacotomia, Trichoplacea, Trichoplacidae.
AUGGGAAAGAAAGCAACUUAUGAAGAUAAACCGAUCGAAUUCAUUAAAGACAACUUGAAGUGUUUAUUUCCUUUAAUUCCUGCUGAAAAAUUUGAAAAUUAUGAGAUCGUUUAUAAAUUCGAUGAAAGCGACACCAACGCUUUAUUCGGUGGUAAACAGUUCCUUAUUCUAUUCGAUCGGGAGCUAACUGCUCCUGAAACGAAAAACGGGGGAAAAAAACAAAUUAUAAUGCGUGAUAUCGAUCUAAAUUAUAUAAAGGAGAAUCAGCAAGAUAGUGAACUAAGUUUAAGGCUUAGCAACGAACAACAUGAAGAAUUAAGAUCCUCAUUAGAUAAGACUCUGAAAGAAGUUGGCGUGGAAAUGGAAACAUCUACAGCAGAUACCGAUGAUUACCUUUCUCUUAUCGGUUUCUUCGAAGAAAUUAUCUUAUAUUUAUAUACUACUCCACGAUCUGGUCAAAAAACUCUCAAAACUUGUCUGAUUAACGCUCGUAAUUUCUUAUUCGUAUAUUAUUCUCUUAUGAGACACGAUAUAAAAAACAAGUAUUACCUUGAUGCGAUAUUGCAAAUCAUGGCCUUUGUGUCAUAUCGAAAUCUCGGUGUUGAACGUAUAAGAGAUAUACGUCAUCUACUUGAGCCUGCUAUUGAUGAAGUUUGCGCCAAAUUUGAUAUUUGUUUUGAUAUGAUAGUUCAAGGUUCUUGGGUGCCUGGGUUAGUAAUUGGUGCUAGCUUGAUAGUUGGCUAUACAAUGGCAACUGCUGAACCAUUAAUUGGUCUUGCCGUCGGUGUAAAGGGCAAGCAGGAAAUACGAAGCUUACAUGUUUCCCGGAUGGUGAAAAAAUAUUUUUAA